Molecule: messenger RNA, 1235 nt
Organism: Planococcus citri (citrus mealybug)
Lineage: Eukaryota; Metazoa; Arthropoda; Insecta; Hemiptera; Pseudococcidae
Exons: 2
Coding region: 106-768 (220 amino acids)
Source: RefSeq, a predicted model, not a curated record
AUAAUAUAAUAAGCACUUAUGACAAAUUUUUUAUCUGAACAAGUCCUCGUAAGCGCACAAGUUCGAAUUACACCGAGAGUUACACGUCGAUAAUAUCGCGUUACGAUGGCUGAAAAUUCGAAAACCGUCAUCAACAUAAUAGAAAAUCCUCAAAUCGAUCAUCAAAAGAACACUAAAAAUGGCGACUGCGUACCCGAAGCACCUCAUUUGGGUAAUGGAGCUAUUAAGGAAAUCCCCGAAGAACCAGAGUCGUCCCUCGAUGAAGCGGAAAAAGAAGACGGUAAAGUAGAAGAAAAUUCAAACGUGGCAGAAAAUGAAGAAACUCCAAGCCCGAGUACUGAGGAUAUUGAAGUUAGGCAAGAUAAACCACAUUCGCAUAUCAUUAACGAGGUAAUUAAGGAAGAAAUAGAAGUAACUGAAACGUUUUUAGAGGAGGAAAGCGAAUCGUCCAAAAUUAACCAAGAGGCCGAAGAAGGUGAUAAUGAAAUUACCAGAAGCUUCGAAGUUAUACAAGUCAAAGAAAACUUCAACGAUUCGAAAGAAUUAAAAGCAGACGAAAUCAUAACACUUCAAGAGGUGGCAAUUUUACCUCUAAAAGAAGAACCAACUCGACCUUCAUUAUCACGAGCCCAACAAAAAUCCCAACUCAUAACCUGGGAUAUCAAAAAGACAGUAUUUUUUUACUUCUUUCUAUUCGCCUUCGUGGUCUGGAUCGUAGCAUACUACGCCUUCGAUACAGGUUUAAUACCUAACGAUAAGAAAAAAUGACCUAGAAAAAGGUAAAUAUAUCGACACGACUUUUUCAUAUAAAAAGCUUACCUUUUUAAAUUCAAUUUUAUUGCUCAUAUUUUGUUGAAAAAAUUCAAAUCUUUACACAAAUAGUUUUAUCACAUCGUUAUUCAUUAUAACAUAAAAUAGGUAUAAAAAAUGACUUACAAAAAUUUUCAUUAUAAACAAUUUAUAUUGAAUCAAAAAAUCGUAUAAAUGCAUUUUUAAAAUAAUACUUUGUUGCAAUUAUUACAGUACGGAUCAACGAAAGAUUUGAUCAUGAAUAUUUGGGAGCGUCAGAGUUUGUUUUUUUUUUUUAGUGCGGCCAAUAUCGAGUACUGUUUACGAAAUGGAAAGCGUCCGAUAUUUUUCUGUAAUAAAUAACAAAUUUAUUAAUUAAUAUAUCGUAUUGAAUUUUAUAAUAUACGUACAUUAUACUCGUAAAAAUAAACAAUAUCGUUUUCGUA